This is a messenger RNA of Triticum aestivum (bread wheat), 648 nucleotides long. RefSeq names its product MADS-box transcription factor 50. Lineage: Eukaryota; Viridiplantae; Streptophyta; Magnoliopsida; Poales; Poaceae. Gene Ontology annotation, biological process: regulation of DNA-templated transcription. Gene Ontology annotation, cellular component: nucleus. Bases 1 to 648 code for a protein of 215 amino acids. The record is from RefSeq and is a predicted model, not a curated record. The transcript is spliced from 7 exons. Gene Ontology annotation, molecular function: DNA binding; protein dimerization activity; DNA-binding transcription factor activity.
AUGGGGCGGGGGAAGACGCAAGUGAAGCUGAUAGAGGACCGGACGAGCCAGCAGGUGCCCUUCUCCAAGCUCCGCAGUGGCUUGCACAGGAAGGCUUUCCAGCUCUCCGUGCUCUGCGACGCCGAGGUCGCCCUCGUCGUCUUCUCCCCAGGCGGCAGGCUCUACGAAUUUGCCAACGCUGGCAUGCAGAAUACAAUUGGACGAUAUAAUGAGACAAGCACAAAGGAUAGAACCAGCAGCCAGACAGUACAUCAAGAUAUAGAGAAAAUAAAAGCAGAUGCAGAGGCCUUGUCAAAGAAGCUCCAUGCUCUUGAAGCAUACAAAAGGAAAGUUUUGGAUUCUAAUUUAGAAGAAUGCUCUAUUGAAGAACUGCAAAGCUUAGAGGACAAAACUGAAAAAAGCCUUCUUAGCAUCCGAACAAUGAAGACUCGGCGGUUGGAAGAGCGGCUCGCUAAGCUGAGGCAGAAUGUGGUGAAGUUGAGCCACCACAAAGAAGAACUAUAUUGCCAGUACCAGAAGGAGCACCACCUUGCGAUGGCGGCGGCAGCCUCUGCUAUGGCAACCUUCCCAGCCGACGAAGACCACCAUGACGUCAUGGAUGUGGAGACGGAGCUAUUUCUUGGAUUGCCUGGCUCAAGUCGUUCAUGA